AAAGUUUAAAUAGUUAGCCAAUAUUUUAAUUAUGAUGAUAUAUAAAUUAGUUAGUUAAACCCUAAACCUCAAUAAUAUUGGGGGCGUGACUUUGCAAAAUUUGAGUUAUCUAAGUAUCCUCUUCCUUCAACCCGAGGAGGAGCAGCGCCACAGGUUUAAAUAGAAAGUUGUUGGGACUUCUAAAAGCCAUUUUUUUUCUACAUCCUGCUUUUAUUUCUCCAUUCAAUGGAAACUAAAUCCUCCGAUUCCUCUACAAACUUUGUAGAUCAAUUAGUGUAUCCUGGAGAUGUGAUUCUUGACCUAUCUAGCAUGACAAAUCAGACUAUUAAGCUUGGAGGCGGUCUACGUCAGGACGGUGAUGUGAUUUCUGUUAUGAAGGCCGGCAGGCUUAGGUUCUCCAAGCCAAAUAAAUAUUGGGUUGAAAGUUCUCAAAAGAGGUAUGUGCCCCGUCCAGAGGAUUCGGUUCUUGGAAUUGUUGUUGACUCCAGAUCAGAUAACUUUCUCGUGGAUAUAAAAGGACCUGAAUUAGCAUUUCUACCGGUGCUUGCAUUUGAAGGAGGAACAAGAAGAAAUAUACCUAAGUUUGAGGUAGGUGCUUUGCUCUAUUUGAGAGUUGUGAAAGCAAACCCUGGAAUGAAUCCUGAGCUGUCAUGUACUGAUGCCAGUGGGAAAGCAGGAGAGUUUGGUGCCCUAAAGGAAGGCUAUAUGUUUGAGUGUUCAACCGGUCUCUCAAGAAUGCUUCUCAGCUCACCAACAUGUCCAGUACUUGAUACUUUAGGGAAGAAACUCUCUUUCGAGAUAGCAGUUGGCUUGAAUGGACGUGCUUGGGUCAAUGCCUCGUCUCCAUCUACAACUAUCAUUGUAGCUAAUGCGCUCAUAAACUCAGAGACAUUGAGUGGUGUCCAACAGAAAAUAAUGGCUGAAAAGCUGCUGCAGAGAGCCCAGUGAUCAAGUUAAUUGCAAGCGCAUAAUUUUCAAUCUGGUUCUUUGUGAUGCUAUGUUGGAAAUGUCUUGUGACAUUUUCAACUCAUCAAGUGCAUAUUUUUGUCUUCCCAAAUACCAGCCCAUCUGCAGGGCAAGGGCAGCAUAUGAUACUACAACCACUAACUAAAUGCACAAAUGAUUUUCAACUCAUUGGCUGUUCAAUUCAAGUUACAUGACAUUUGACAUUUAGAUAAAAUGAUGCUUCAUGUAUUAUCUAUUAGUAGGAGUUUAAUUUUCCAUAUUUAUUAGAAAAUGUUAUUUGUUUUGUUCAUUCAUAGAAAUACAAUGUUUGUCUAAUUUAAAAUGCGAUGAUAUGAUAUUCUUA
Messenger RNA from Vicia villosa (hairy vetch), 1309 nucleotides. RefSeq lists its product as uncharacterized. The record is from RefSeq and is a predicted model, not a curated record. The coding region runs from base 226 to 948 and encodes 240 amino acids. NCBI's taxonomy places the organism in Eukaryota, Viridiplantae, Streptophyta, Magnoliopsida, Fabales, Fabaceae. Gene Ontology annotation, molecular function: RNA binding. Gene Ontology annotation, cellular component: nuclear exosome (RNase complex); cytoplasmic exosome (RNase complex). Gene Ontology annotation, biological process: exonucleolytic trimming to generate mature 3'-end of 5.8S rRNA from tricistronic rRNA transcript (SSU-rRNA, 5.8S rRNA, LSU-rRNA); TRAMP-dependent tRNA surveillance pathway; U4 snRNA 3'-end processing. The transcript has 10 exons.